Messenger RNA from Poecilia reticulata (guppy), 1656 nucleotides. RefSeq lists its product as uncharacterized. The record is from RefSeq and is a predicted model, not a curated record. NCBI's taxonomy places the organism in Eukaryota, Metazoa, Chordata, Actinopteri, Cyprinodontiformes, Poeciliidae.
GGCAGAAGCGAAGAAGAAGAAUAAUUCCGGAAGUCCUUUUGUUUACUUCCGUAGCGCUCGUUAGCAGCAGCCGGUCAUUCGGAGCGGAUUUAGUCCAGAAUAGUCCUCGUAUUCCUACCUCUCCCCCCGGAAGGCGACAUGUCUCGGUCCCAGAAGUUGCGUUUGUUCGUCACUCAGCGCCUGAACGCGGCGGUCGAGGAGAUUUUGGCGGCUUUUGAGGAAACCAUCGUGAAGUACGAAGAGGAAGCCGUUCUCCGCCAGCAGGUGAUCUCCCGCCAACACGCGCUGCUCUGCGCCCUGGACAAGUCCGUGAUGGAGGCACCGGCCGCAGGUGUUUUCUCACAGCAGCUGCUGGAUCCCAGAGACGACCUGCUCCUGACCCAUCUGGACCAGAACCUGCUUCUUGAGCCUUCCCGCCAUGUUGAGGUCAAACCUGAGGAGAAUCUCCCCGCUCUGGACGCGGCGGAGAUCAUCGAGUUCACCUACAGCUCCCGGCCGUCCGCCAGGCUACGCGACGGCGUCCUCCCCGUGGCUGACCUGGACCCGGACGUCCCGGUUGUGUUGUCAUCGGACACCGAAGACAGCGACGACUACAGCAAAGGCUCGCCCGACCCCGGAUCAGAUCCUCGGGAACAGCAGAGUCGCCAUGGCGCCGGGUUCAGUUGCCAGGGGUGCAGUCGCACCUUCAGUGCCCGCAGGUUUCUGUUCAGGCACGUCAGAGGCCACCUCAAGGACCCCACGCCUGUCUGCGGUCUGUGCGGGAAGCAGUUUGAGGUCCCUCAUGCACUCAAGCUUCACCUCCAAACCCACAGCAGGAAGAAGGUUCAGAAGAACCGAAGCAGAACCCUGAGCAGAGCCAGGCGGCCCCAGCAGCUCUCUGUCGUCAAAGAGCCGGAAGCCCAGAAAGAGGAGAACCCGAACCGGACCGACCUGAAGAAGAGGCCCCGGGGUUGGCCCCGGGGGCGGCCUCGGGGUCGGCCUCGGAACGACAACCAAGACCCAGACAGUCAGAAAGUCCUGAAAAAAAGGAAGAGGAAACUCUGAACCUUUAAUCCCGGCUUUAAAUUCACUUUAUUCCACACAUAUCGACUGCAGCUCGGUUUUAACUUCUGCAUUUUCUACUCCGUUCUUUGGUUUGUUUGGCUUUUUUACUUUUACAAAGUUAUUUGGUUCUGGAAAAAAAAUCCAAAUAAAUUCUGACUUUUUUCAAAAUUCUGACUUUAAUCUUGUGAGAUUAAAAUUGUCAUAUUUUAAUCAUUGGCUCUAAUCCUCUUCCAAACAGGAGUUUUGGCAAAAACUGUGACUUAUGGAAAAGCUUUUCCCAUAAACAGAAAAAGAAAAACCUAAAAGCUUCAGGACUUAAACAUCAAAAUGUUUCUGAUUUUAGACGAUAAACAAGAGAUGAGAUGGAAGGACGACGACGUGCAUUUCUGAACUUCUCCGUCCUGAAAUUAAUUUAAGAGGAGUUUCCAUUCAGAACCACAGAUCUCGUAUUGUACUGAAACACAGAAUUAUGUUUUUUUUAUCAGUUAUGAAUUAAAGUUUGAAUUAAUUGUUCGAUGCAGAAAUUCGGUUCCACAUUAAAAACUUUUGUACCAGUUGAAGUGGCUCCAAGAUUAUUGAAUUGAAACUUUCCUCAAACUGAGAAAUCCAGUU